AUGGCUAAUGAUCAGGAGUCGAACAGUCGUUUCGAUCCUAGCACAACUCCCAGGCUGCAGUAUCCGACCUUUCCUCCGCUGAGCCGCUCCGUCGAAGAGUGGCUCUCCCAGUCUCGUCCGACCAUGUCGACCAGCCCUCUACAGCCGGAACGCUCCUCCAGCGCUCUGAGUGAGAGCUGGGCUACGCUGAGCACUUCCGAUAUUCACUCGGAAGACGAAACACGCUCCGAACAGACCGAUAUAGCCUCCCUAAUCGACCAGAACGGCCCAGAUGACGUUGCUAGCCUUGAUGACCGAGCUAGCAGCAGCUACACAGACGAUAACGAUGCCAAUGAAGACGACGUUGUCGAUAACUAUGGUGCAGAGGACGACGACGAGGAUAAUGAUGCAGAGAGUGCUGUUUCAGACUCACAAAUGCUUCCGCGUCCGCUUUUCGCUCGCGAUUUUGACCUCCCGGCUGUAGAUGACAGCAGCCUCACGACCAGGACGACUUUGUUCCAUCCAUCCGAGUCCAUUGAAUUCUCGGAGCCUGAGAAAUGGCCUGAAGUGCAGAGGGUCGAGCUCAAGCACACUAUCAGCAUUCUAGAUGACCAGGAAACGGCUAUUCUUAAAGACCAGCUUCCAAUGAAUCUUGCCGAUGACUGUCAACUCGCCAUCACUGUGCAACAGACCAUGACUAAACAGGGACUAGACUUGGACAAACCAUUCCGCGUUCUUUAUAUGGGCAAUCCCGAAUUUCGUAACAUAAUUCUCGACAAGAUUGGCGACGUUCUGGUCUCGAGCUCGACCCAUAGCUUAGGGAGCAGCUCAACGGAGUCUUCUCGGUACCAUGUUGUGCCCACCUCAUUUGGAGUUGGAGCUACGCCAAACUAUGCAGAGCUUCUUCCCAUUCACGUGCAGUUAAUCGUUGAUGAAUGUCUUGAUGCUGUUUCGGAGGCACGCCGAACCCUCAACCACAGCAACAUUACACUCCAUUUCAAAAAUCGUCCAUCUUGCACAUCAGUUUGGACCGGAUUUGAGCAUCAGAUUGGUUCAGAAAAUGAAUGGACCCUUCCAGAUCUCUCUAUUUUCCUUAUCUCGGACCGGGAUAGUGAAGACAAUGUGCGUGCGAGGCACGUCGCCCAGAGCUUCAUGAAGACUCAUGGCAUCCCAAUACUGAUCAUAUCCGAGGAACCCCUUUGGAAGAAGAAUGGUCAGCGCUUGUUUCCUUUUGAUCACCAGGGCCUGCAUCUCUGCCUAGAAUCUCGCCGUUCUCUCACAGGGGAGAGUGUCGUUGUAGAACGCUAUCCCAUCGAUGUCAAGACAUUUGAAUCGAUAACACCCAGCCAACUAAACCGGCAUCUUGCCUCGCUUUCGGAAUUACAUCCCAAAAAGCAGCCUUCUAGCUCCACGACUCUCCCGCUUACGAAACCUCUUGAGUCAAAGGCAUUCUACGAUGCUGAGAAGUACCCGACUGCCAGUAUCUUGGCUUGUAGUGGGCGUGCCCCAGAUUUUGCACCUUGGCUACGUCUUGUAAUGCUGUCUAUUGUUUUGGCGAUCUCGGUUUCGCUAGGAUAUACCGUUUUCCGCGCUAUAGCUAUAUUUCUUCUACAAUUCUAUGCACGAUUCGCCAUGUCUUCAUCAUCGGAUGCAAACCUCGUUCCAAGUACUACAAUGGCCACAGCUAUCAUGCCGUCCACUAACUCACUGACUUCACUUUCAUUGAAAGACCAAAUUACCGACUUGACAGUCUCGAAUAUGGGUGACUUUUCGGAAAUUUCGCAGCUACUUACAGAUCGGCAGGCCAAGAAUGAUGAUACCUUUCAGUUCCAGGUAAUUGGUGAUUGCCAUGUUAUUAUCAAGCAGCCAGUGGCAACGAAGAACAAUAGGUUUGAUAUCAAGGUGACACGAGGGAGUGUCUCUCUGCCCUACGAACUUGCAAAGCUGUUUGACGGUGUCUAUACUCUCCGACUGAAUCGCGAGGAUGCAUACGGUCUUGUCAACGUAAGCGUGUCCUCAAGGUCUAGGCAGCCACGAGAGCAGAGUCUUGAGGUCGAUUUUGGUACGCCGUGGCUGAAGAUUGAGAACUGGAAACGAGCGGCGCAAACGGUAUCGUCACAGAUUAGGAGAGAUUUGGACAGUGCCCAAACUGGCCUCUCAGAUAUAUAUGCCCGUCUGUCUACGGACGUACAAGUAUGGAUGGGUGAUGUGGUCAAAAAGUCGCACACUAUACGACAGGAAGCCGAGUCGCUUCGCGUGGAUGAUAGGCAGUUCAAGGCCAGUCUUGACGCCAUCAUAACACGCUCAAAAGAAAUAAGCAAUAUCAUCACACGCAGCACGUCACAACAGUUCAAAGUGGCUACCACGGUGCUAGAGAAGAUACACAAGCAGAGCAUCGCUUUGAACAAAGAAGCCCGUGACAUUAUCAACGCAACCCGAAGUUUUUGGGGUACUCGAUCAAACGAUUUGCACAUCCUCAAAAACUCCAUUCAAGAUGCCAUAGCCAUGCCUUCCUGUUCUUCUCCUUCGAGCUUCCUAGUUCGAGCGCAAAAGUCAGCAAAGAAACUCACCGAACAGAACUUGAGGCGUUUCACAAAGCUCUUGCAGCGACCCCGAGAAUAA
Molecule: messenger RNA, 2601 nt
Organism: Talaromyces atroroseus
Lineage: Eukaryota; Fungi; Ascomycota; Eurotiomycetes; Eurotiales; Trichocomaceae
Exons: 1
Coding region: 1-2601 (866 amino acids)
Source: RefSeq, a predicted model, not a curated record